AAAUCAAAUAGAAAAUAUUGAGAGAAGAUCACCUAGCUUCCUAAAUUAAGAUGUCAAAGGCAAAGCUUGUUAUUCUUGACUGCUGGGUUAGUCCCUUUUGCAUGAGGGUUAAGAUUGCUUUGAAUGAGAAAGGCCUUGAAUAUGAAGCUCAAGCCGAGGACUUAUUUGGCGGCAAAAGCGAGUUGUUGCUCAGCUCAAACCCCAUUUACAAGAAAGUCCCGGUGUUCCUCCACGGCGGAAAACCCUUGUGCGAGUCCAUUAUCAUCGUUAACUACAUCGAUGAAACCUGGUCUUCCCCUCCACUGCUCCCGCCAUGUUCAUAUGGCCGAGCUCAGGCACGCUUUUGGGCUGAUUUCAUUGACAAAAAGGUAUUUGACGCAUGCGGUAAUAUAUGGAGAAGCAAAGGAGAGGUACCAGUGGAAGCUAAAAAGGAGUUCAUAGAGAUAUUGAAGCAGUUAGAAGAAGCCUUAGGGGACAAAGAUUACUUCAUUGGCACCACAUUUGGGUUCGUUGACAUCAUAUUAAUCCCUCUAACGAGCUGGUUCUUUGCCGUUGAGAAGAUCGGCGGGUUUACGGUGGAGGCCGAGUGCCCCAAGUUUUCGAAUUGGAUGAAGAGGUGUUUGCAAAGAGAGAGCGUCGCCAAAGUAGUUCCACCCCCUGAGAAAGUGUAUGAGUUCGUCUUGAUGUUUAGGAAAAUGCAAGGCAUCGACUAAGAGACCCCGUAGGAUGCAGUAAUAACUGACGGGAGAAACAGAGCAAUGAUAAACUGAUGUAUUUUCUUUUUUCUUUUUUUAAUAAUUGGCAAUGCCUGAUGGUUUUAUCCUGGUUUUACACUUCUCUUCAAUAAUUAAAGCAAAUAAAACGGAAUAUAUACGACCAAUUCAUGUUGGUCAA
Molecule: messenger RNA, 894 nt
Organism: Gossypium raimondii (Peruvian cotton)
Lineage: Eukaryota; Viridiplantae; Streptophyta; Magnoliopsida; Malvales; Malvaceae
Product: probable glutathione S-transferase
Exons: 2
Coding region: 51-713 (220 amino acids)
Biological process (GO): glutathione metabolic process
Cellular component (GO): cytoplasm
Molecular function (GO): glutathione transferase activity
Source: RefSeq, a predicted model, not a curated record